AUGACGCAGGAUACGUAUAUUAGUCAAACUGCCCCCGAAUUUCGUCGGAAGCAAAAUUUCGAGGCGAAUCCGGACAUUGCAAGAAAACACCUGAAGCGUGGGGAGGCAAAUGAACAGAAUUUCUACAAAACCCAGCGCUGGGGCCUUUCAGGAUGCGUCCGCACCUCCGGGUUGUCUUUCCCGGCAUUCCCAACUCUUCUCUGGCUCUGUAACCGCAAGGAGGACAUUCUGAGGAUAAUAAGCCAGGUGGCCCGCGUCUGCGAAGCCCUGCAGGAGAGCGGGGAGUUUGAGCGCCUCGCCCGGUUCUUGUGGUCCCUGCCGCCGUCUCUGGCCCUCCGGCACCCUGAAGGCCUCAGCCGAGCCCAUGCCAACUGCCAUGACUUGGACUUGCUAAGCAACCCGCUUCCCUCAGCCACUUGGCUGGCGCCCUAUUGCAACCAGGCCGCUGCCUACUACCUGGAACCGUUUGCUGCGCUCCGGCCCGGAGACAGGUUUCUGGGGCACCCACCAGACCGCUUGCCUGCCCGGAAGAAGCUCCCGGGUCUGCCGAGGGAUUCCGCCCAAGAGGGGGAACAGAAAGCGAAUGGCUUCAAGGAAAGGACGCGGAACCUGCUACGGGAGUGGUACCUCCAGGAUCCGUACCCUAACCCUUCCCGCAAGCGGCAUCUGGCUCAGGCCACAGGGCUUACUCCCACCCAGGUGGGGAACUGGUUCAAAAACCGCCGGCAGAGGGACCGGGCAGCAUCAGCCAAGCACAGGCUGCAAAAGGAGCCAUCAACCCAGCCUAGAGACUCUAUGAACUCGACUAGAAAUGAGAGCCUAAAUAGCACCUCCUUCCUGUUGGAGGACAGCGCUACGCCCAGUGAGCAGAGAGAACCCACCGCACACACCAGCGAUGAUGAGAACAAUCAAGGAGCAGUGAAGAGCUGGGAAGACUGACCCACCAAGAGGUUCUCUAUUUAGCAAAACGGACUGGAUGGGUUGAGGGAGGGUUUGGGGAGUGAGCAGGCCUCAUAGGCCCUGUUAUCCCAGAGAAUGGAACGGGAAACAGGGUUAAGGAGAGCCAGGUGCAGAUAGGGUGCAUGGCAGAAAUUUAGGGAAUGGAACGGAUUGUUUGCUGGUUUUCUCUGCAUUCCACCUUUCCCUGAGCAGGGCGGGGUGGGUUUUUGCAAGGUUGACAUCCUUUAGAGAAGACAAUCCUGGAGUCUCAUGGCCACCUUUCAAAAAGAUGU
Messenger RNA from Elgaria multicarinata webbii, 1232 nucleotides. Its product is annotated as homeobox protein SIX6-like. Gene Ontology annotation, molecular function: RNA polymerase II cis-regulatory region sequence-specific DNA binding; DNA-binding transcription factor activity, RNA polymerase II-specific. The coding region runs from base 1 to 939 and encodes 312 amino acids. NCBI's taxonomy places the organism in Eukaryota, Metazoa, Chordata, Lepidosauria, Squamata, Anguidae. Gene Ontology annotation, biological process: regulation of transcription by RNA polymerase II; eye development. The transcript has 6 exons. The record is from RefSeq and is a predicted model, not a curated record. Gene Ontology annotation, cellular component: nucleus; transcription regulator complex.